UGGGGUGGGGGGGGGACACAUUCAUGCAAGCAUUAUUAAAUGUGCUCGGUGAAGGGAAUCGUAGAACAGAAAUACCAGCAACACGUCAUUAAAGUACUCUGGCGCCAUCUAGUGUUAUUAUUAUUAUUAUUUUUUUAAAUUGGUGAUUUUUUUUAUUUUAAUUAUCAGCCACAAGGGGGCAGAAGCUACUACAUGGAUCUAUCAAUGUUUACUUCCGGAUCAGCACUUCCGGUUGUUUGACAAACGAGGGAAAGUUAAAAAGUUGUACUAAUGUCCACGAAACGACAACAGUCACCUUCUGAAUUAUCAGACACUUGGAUACAAGAGAACAACGAACUCGUAAACAAAUGGCAGUUACAAAACAGAGACCAGAACCACACCAGAUUGUUGCUGUCAGAGUUUUGCAAACUCAUAAGAAAAAUACAAGGUCUUCCUCCUCUUGAAGAUCACUGUCAGUUGGAGUUGAGUGCAGUGUACAAUGUGUGCCUGCUGUCCAUUGUGCUCUCUGAGGUGUCAGAGGCUCAGACGCUCCUCACACAAACUAUGGACAGAGUUCUCAUGCUGACAGGAUCAGACCCGGUGGCUUUUCAUUCACCUGUGUUUUGGCGUACAGUUCUCCAGUCAGUGGAAAGCAGUGAAACGAUGAAAUCUUGUAUACAGAAGCUUCUCUGUGUACAAUGGGCAGUCUGGUUGGCCAACUGUUCUCUUCAAACAAUAGAAGGGCAUCAGGAGGAAUUUUCUUCUCUGUCUACUGGAGUUGAUCAAGACAUGCCAAGCAUUUUGAGGCAAACAAAUUCAAACAUUCCACUGUUGGUGAUGGAACCAAGACGUUUUCUUGAAUUAUUGCAAAUUUGCACUUUGAUCACAAAAGGUGCAGAAAAGCUGAAUGAGGGUCAAAGCGCAAAGGCAAUAACUGAUCUGCAGGCUGCUUCCUCGCUGCCCGCUCCCAGAAUUCUUGUGGCAUACACACACCUCCUGUCUGGGUCCUGUCUAGCCCACUCAGGUCGCCCUCAGAUGGCACUACAGUGCUACAGGACAGCGCUGGAGACAGACUCCCAAUGUGUUUGUGCUCUAUACCAGAGUGUGCUCCUCUUCAGACGCCUGGGCAACGCAGAAGCCGAGAUUCAAGCCCUUCGUUUGCUGCACUCGACACUUAUGUUGCCCGACAAGCCAGUUAUGAGUUGUGAUCAUGUCGUCUCCCCGUCCUUACUACUACGGAGCCAAACACUGAGCAGCCUGCUCUCCGUCCCGUCUGCCUUUUGUGUUCUUCACAGUUUGGCCCAGAAGUGUGUCCUGCAGUCAAAAGUGUCAGAAGGUGUAGAACAUUAUCUGGACCUGUUGGCUGCUCUUCACUCUGACCAGCACGGAGUCUGUCCUGAGGAAUCUCACCUUCCCAGGCUACCUGAACUUUACCUGGAGGCCGGCGCCGCCCUGCUCAUGGCCCAGCGGCCCUUGGAUUGCCUGACGUUGUGUGACGAAGUCAUCACCACAACACUGGAUCUUCUUCCCGAGAAGGUUGUGCUGGAGGACGGGGAAGCUGCAGAUGUGUGCACUGGCGGAGACGACAAGGUGGCGAUGUUACUUUGGACGGGCGCGGCUUACCUCCUUCAUGGUCAUAGUCACUGUCACCAGCAGGACUGGAAACAUGCUGUAAUUCACUACACAAGAUGUAUCAACCUGCUGGUGAAGAUGCACUUCAGAGAGAAAGGUGGCCGACCUCAAGUUCCCAGCGCAGACAUGGUUAAUGAACAAAGAGCAGAUCUUGGAGUCCUACAGAGGUUGAAAGGAAUCUCGCUAGCUUGGAGGGGCAUUAGCUUCAUGCAGUCAGACGAGCCCAGAAACGCACUGAGAGACCUCCAGCUCGGCCUACAGGCUUUCCCAGAGUGUGUGGGUGCAGGGCUCUGGUGUGGGGAGGUGCUGUGGAAGCUGGGCAGGAGAAAAGAGGCCGCUUCCUGUUGGGAGAAGACGUGGAGCAUCACCAGACACACGCCAGCAGAUAGCAUUCCUGUAUAUUUAAGGGAACCUCAAACUGGACCCACGUUGGAUUCAGCAGCACUUCGCCUAAGAAUAUCUGAACUUGAUCUCACUUAGUGCACCUGAAGCGGAGCAGGAAAAGAAACACCUGCAGGUGCUGGCAAACUCUUCCAAUGUUUUGUGGAAACAGGCGUCAACAGACAAGAGAAUAUUGUACCUGCUUGGAAAUUGUAUGUAAAGUUAUAAUGUAAAUACAUGUAUUUUACAAGUAAUAUUGGUGAACAUGUACCUUAUUUAAUUGUAUAACUAUAGAGAAAACAUCUGUCAUGUUGAUGAUCCUUGACUGAUUUUUGCAGUCGAUUCUAAAAACAGCACAGCCUCCUGUCACAUAGAGCAGUGGUCCCUAACCACUGGGCUGCGGCCAGUGGGCUGCGAUCGAUUGGUACCGGGCCGCACAAGAAAUUAAAAAAAAUAAUAAUACUUUUUUUUUUUUUAUACUCAUUCACACUCAUUCGCACAAAAGGGUUGUUUCUUUCUGUUAUUAAUAUUUCUGGUUCCUACAUUAUAUAUCAAUAUAGAUCAAUACAGUCUGCAGGGAUACAGUCCGUAAGCACACAUGAUUGUAUUUUUUUAUGACAAAAAAAAAAUUGGUCCGUGGGACCAAUUUUCAAGCGUUGCCCGGUCUGCAGUUACAAAAAGGUUGGGGACCACUGUCAUAGAGGAUCUUUGGCUAGCGGUUUUGCAACAGAAUCCCUAAAAUCAGCAGUGUUGUUGACAUAUGGAGGAUAUUUGAUUUGCAUAAACGCCUGCGUUUCAAUGUCUUCAUUUAUGACUUUUUAACUCUAUUCCUAACUGCCAUUUGGUGAGGUCAAAUAGUUAAGAUACAGCAGAGUCUAACAUUGACAUGACAGUGCAUACACAAAAUAAGGGUAAU
Messenger RNA from Entelurus aequoreus (snake pipefish), 2908 nucleotides. RefSeq names its product FA complementation group G (gene fancg). The transcript is spliced from 14 exons. Gene Ontology annotation, cellular component: Fanconi anaemia nuclear complex. Gene Ontology annotation, molecular function: protein binding. Lineage: Eukaryota; Metazoa; Chordata; Actinopteri; Syngnathiformes; Syngnathidae. The coding region runs from base 271 to 2091 and encodes 606 amino acids. Gene Ontology annotation, biological process: interstrand cross-link repair. The record is from RefSeq and is a predicted model, not a curated record.